Cololabis saira (Pacific saury) is the source of this 1978-nucleotide messenger RNA. It is a transcript of the gene bnip1b, whose product is annotated as BCL2 interacting protein 1b. Gene Ontology annotation, biological process: retrograde vesicle-mediated transport, Golgi to endoplasmic reticulum. Gene Ontology annotation, molecular function: SNAP receptor activity. The record is from RefSeq and is a predicted model, not a curated record. The transcript is spliced from 6 exons. Lineage: Eukaryota; Metazoa; Chordata; Actinopteri; Beloniformes; Belonidae. Gene Ontology annotation, cellular component: endoplasmic reticulum; SNARE complex. Bases 184 to 876 code for a protein of 230 amino acids.
UAUUUUACUUUGUAAGUUCUUAACUUUAAGUUUUUAAUUUAUAUUCUCAUUAAAUAUUCCUAAUUGUACUCUAUAUACAUGUUGAUGAUUGAUUAAUAAUAAAAUAAAGUAAAAUAAAAUGAGUAACGCGGAACAUUUUCUAACCGUAUUUUGAGCCUCUGUGCUCGCCGUACCAAAACAACAAUGGCGUCUUCAGCGGACGUGCAAGUUCGAAUCUGUGGACAAGAAAUCAUAAAAUACGAUCUGGAAAUAAAAGCUCUCAUUCAGGACAUAAGGGAUUGUCCUGGACCUCAGCUGGCUCUUACAGAACUCAACUCUCAAGUCAAAGAGAAAUUCAACAACCUGAGGCUCAGGAUACAGGAUCUGGAGCAGAUGGCCAGAGAGCAGGACAGAGACACGGACCGGGUGGCGAUUAACGCAGAGACGGAGGGCCAGCGACGGCAAAUGCUGAGCAAUCAGACAGCAUGGAGGAAAGCAAACCUGGCUUGUAAACUGGCCAUAGACAACCAGGAGAAGGAGGAGUUGCUUUGUGGAGGAGAAAACCAAGGCACCAGACAGAGGAAGGCAACCAAGGAAAGUCUAGUGGACACUAGCAGCAACAUCACAGAGAGUCUGAUGUCCAUCAGCAGGAUGAUGUCUGAGCAGGUGAAGCAGAGUGAAGACACUAUUGGCUCCCUGGCCACCUCCUCCAGGACAGUGCAGGAGACCAACGACGAGUUUAAAAACAUGACAGGAACCAUCCACCUCGGGAGGAAGUUGAUUCUCAAGUACAACCGACGAGAGCUGACUGACAAGCUGCUCAUCUUCCUGGCUCUGGCUCUCUUCUUUGCCACGGUCCUCUACAUCCUCAAGAAACGCCUUUUCCCCUUCAUUUAAAGAGAGGGAUGGGUCCCUAUGUGGCUUCUAACACCAUACAGUGAGGAGUUUGAGGAGGAACAGAGUAUAAGUCUGUGGAUUUAGAGGCAGCAUCAAACCUGGGUCCUGUUACGCAACGUUAGUGAAAAUAUGUCACCGGGUAAAAUAUGCAAUAAGUUGGAUUUGAAAAAACGCUUUGGUGGGUUUUUUUUUUCGUUUUUUUUUGUACUUUUAUAAGGUAACUUAUGCAGGAAUCCAUAACUGAAGGGACAACAGCUUCCCACUGCCAGAUUAUUAUAAUUAUUUUUAAAAGGGAUUAUGCAGCUUUUUAGUGACUAUCCUCUUGAUCUAACCGUUUGUACCCUCUGGGAUAAUAGUGUGGACAUUCCAAUAAUCUGCCCCUUCAGGAGUUCAUGACAUGGGGCAGAUUCUUUUAAAAAGAGGGUUUUUCGUGGUCGGAUGCUGAUUGUUGGGAAAAUACAUUUGAUACUGGUGUCCUAAAACUUCACUCAGCAUUUGCAACUAACGGUCACAACGUAGAGUAAGCGUAGUUCUUUUAAUUUAUUCUUGUUUUCUUUUUUCUAACAUGCGUUCAAGAGAGGAACCAUGUAUGCUAGUCUGCUCUGGCUGACUGUUCCAAUAAGGAUGUACCUGUUCUAAACUUUCUAAUCAGGCAUCGAGGGGACUUUUAUUAAGCUAAAUUAUUCCUCAUACCUUCCUCCAUGAUCCACGAGGAGCUUGGAGGGAGGAGACACAGGUGAAUUCUAUGUGGAGAAGUGGUGUGAUGUUUCAAUCCUGCAUCUUCACAUUUACCACACAUUUGGAUGUAACUUUAAAGUGACACAGUGAAACUGAAAACUUCAUUUUACAACCCCUGCUUUGUCAUCCUUACAUUGCUUCUCGAAUCUUACUCAUCUGUGGAGGACCUUAAAUAUAAAACAGUUACGAGGGUGAUGGGAGAAAAUAAAAAAGAACCCAGACUACUACACUGGGUCCACAGGCUCCUGUCAUGCAGUUAUCUUGUUGGUUGGUAGAUGUCUGACAUUUUCCAAUUUUUGCUGGACUCUGUAUAUGAUGAUAAUAUGAUCUGAUUGUAUAAAUAAAGAUUAACAUUUGAAACAAA